CCGUGACCUCCAACGUCGCCAAUCAGCUAGGGCGUUCAACAUCUUGCUCCUACACGAACGGUAAGUCCUCGUCGCUUUGGAACUUUCCAGCAUUGCCCGGCGGGGGGCCAUUAUCUCACCCGAGAACCCCGAGCGAACAAAUAACCUACGACCAACAUCUGUUACAAACCGAGCAAGAAUCACCGAUGUCCAGCCUGAAGAACUACCAGCAGAAACUAACUACGUCCACCCAGCAUAUUAAUUAUCUCCAGGCAGGUACUCGCACCGCAACAUCGAGCCGUGCGAGCAGCAUAACUGCGCAUCACCAGGCAAGAAACUACGGACAACAUGGGCAACGAGGUUGCGCUGGAAUUAAGGGCGGCGGCGCGAUGUUGGUGGAUCCAAGUGACGGUGAUGCAGGGUCGUCAACCUAUCGCGCCAUGAUUGAGGCCUCCGGGACGUCGCCCGACCUGUUAGUACAACGACCCCAUCAUCAUGACGAAAGCAGGCAGCGUCGCGAUAAUUAUUACGUCGGCGACCACUCGGACGACGAACGCGGAACCGAGGAACGGCUCCUCGUGCGCGGCACGACGCACCAGCACAACGCGGACGGAUCGGGGCUAUCUUCCGGCAUGUUAUCCGACAACCUGAGCACCUCGGAGGAUGACCUUCCGCCCGCGAUUCAUCAGAAGCCAGCAAGGGGCGGGACCAGCACCACAACGUCGAAGCGCAAGAACGGCAGUAGAGUGUUGAAAACUAAACAGCAACUCUCUACCGCUCGCUCCACGUCGCUAGCUCGGACCUGGUCUUCUAGCAAGAAUGCAGCUUCCACCUCUCACGCACAGUCUGCCACCACCUCGAAGAACCCGAGUGUAAGGGGUACCGAAAAUGCGGGGGCAGAAGCUGCGGACGAAGGUCCUCGGAAUGACGAAUCUUCCGGGCACGUGGUCGCACCAGGUUGUUCGCGAGAUUUCAAGUUCUUCGCUCGGAAACCACGAGAUUUGGGUGCUGC
This is a messenger RNA of Amoebophrya sp. A120, 991 nucleotides long. Lineage: Eukaryota; Dinophyceae; Syndiniales; Amoebophryaceae. The record is from the annotation of a GenBank genome assembly.